AUGAGUGUGAAAGCUCUUGGGAUAGCUUUGAAGCUCACCUUUUCCGGAACGAACCAACUCAUAUAUCCACAGACAUGGGCUUUUACUAUGGUUGUCAUCUCAUGCAUCAUUACUCAAAUGAAUUACUUGAACAAGGCCCUUGACACAUUUAAUACAGCAGUUGUAUCUCCCAUAUAUUAUACAAUGUUCACAUCUUUAACCAUCUUGGCUAGUGUGAUUAUGUUCAAGGACUGGGACCGGCAAAAUCCUACGCAAAUUGUGACAGAGAUGUGUGGCUUCGUCACCAUCUUCUCGGGGACAUUUCUACUUCACAAAACAAAGGACAUGGCUGAUGGGCUAUCAAACUCUUCUUCA
Messenger RNA from Triticum dicoccoides, 354 nucleotides. RefSeq names its product probable magnesium transporter NIPA3. The transcript is spliced from 4 exons. The record is from RefSeq and is a predicted model, not a curated record. Gene Ontology annotation, cellular component: membrane. NCBI's taxonomy places the organism in Eukaryota, Viridiplantae, Streptophyta, Magnoliopsida, Poales, Poaceae. The annotation marks the transcript as partial. Gene Ontology annotation, biological process: magnesium ion transport. Gene Ontology annotation, molecular function: magnesium ion transmembrane transporter activity.